Aplysia californica (California sea hare) is the source of this 1140-nucleotide messenger RNA. RefSeq lists its product as uncharacterized. Gene Ontology annotation, molecular function: G protein-coupled peptide receptor activity. Bases 1 to 1140 code for a protein of 379 amino acids. Gene Ontology annotation, cellular component: membrane. The record is from RefSeq and is a predicted model, not a curated record. Lineage: Eukaryota; Metazoa; Mollusca; Gastropoda; Aplysiida; Aplysiidae. Gene Ontology annotation, biological process: neuropeptide signaling pathway. The transcript has a single exon.
AUGUCAGUCCACAACAUUAGCUCUCUGGCCGUAACGUCAGUGGACAACAUCUCAUGUUGUCUCCCAGGUGUCGUGGGAGGUCAGAGGUCAGGGUUAAUCAGUGACGCUGUGUCGGCCAUUGUCACGGAUCUCGUUCUCAGGGUGGUUGUUCAGUUCAUGCUAGGCGUCUUCUGCAUCGUCGCCAACAUCGUCAACAUGAUCGUCUUCAUCAAGAUCGGCUUGGAGGACGGUAUUACCGUUGCGUUUUUCGCCCUGGCCAUCUCCGAUUUGCUGUUUGUAGGGUUCUAUUUGAUGGUUAACGUCCUUGCCUUUUUACAUAAUGUGCUCAAGCUGCGGCAGUACUUACAUUUUGGUUCACUCGCAUUUCUGCUAGUCUGGUACAGUUACGCAUUCUUCGACGCCUCAAUGCUGAUCACUGUUUUCCUCGCAGUGCAGAAGUGCGCAUGCGUAGCUAUCCCCUUGUUGUUCAAAAAUGUCUUCACGAGAUCGAGAUGUGUCGUGGUGGUAGUGGUCAUUUACGUUGGCACCUUCGCUUGGUAUAUGCCUCUUCUCAGCCAGCAAGGAAUGUUGGAAAGGUUUGACUCGCGGACAAACACGACCACCUUAUUGUACAAAAAACCACCUCACGCUAUGUUCAUGUUGAAUUUGUUCAAAUCUGUUAGCCGCACCGUGUUACCUGGAAUUUGUCUUUCUCUCAUUAUCAUUUCCGUCAUCGUCCUCACCAUCAAACUCAAACAAGCCAGCAAGUUCCGACAGGCUUCAGCCUCCCAUGGCAACAAAGACAACAACAAAAACUCGGACUCAUCUUCCACGAAACAAAACCCCAGCUCUAGCAAAGAGCUUCGGGUCAUCAAGGCCGUGACCUUGGUUUCCACCAUCUUCGUCGUCUGCUAUAUUCCCGACAUCGUUGUGUCUUGUUGUCAGAUCUUUUUUCCAGAAUUCUCCGAUAGAGGACGAUACCGAAACAUGAGGAAGCUUGUGGAUGAAAUACACAGCGUCAUGACCACAGUCAACUCGUCCGUGAACAUCUUCGUGUAUUUCACUUUUAACACUCGCUAUAGGGAGAAGCUGGUCAGUUUGAGAGCCCUGUUCCGUAGAUCUAGGGUUGAACAGAAAAUUGAUGUAUAUAAUCAAGAAUAA